GAUGUGUUGAUGCACAAGAGCCACGAGGAGCUGCCGCUUCCACUACAGAGAAUAUAGCAGUAAGCAAGAGGGGAAGAUGCACGAGCUGCCAGCCAUGUCGCAGGGGGGCUUCUUGCAGGAAGUGGCGGUCGGCAGCUACAACAUCCACUUCUCCCACCUCCCGCUCCCCUACGACGACGAUGACUUCCUCCCCGGUCUGCACGUCGACGCCGAAGAUGCCAGCUUGGGAAUCAUGUUUGAUGAGCAGGUGAAAUCAGAAUAUGAUAUGGGAGGAGGAGGAGAUCUAUUCAAAGCUCCAGAACCUUUCUUGGUAGAGGCAGAACUUGAACUAGAUCCCAUGGCAACUGCCGUGCCCAUCAUAUACGGCGGAGGUGAUGUAAUCACAGAAAUAAUCAAGGUUGCAAGUAUGGAGUCAAUCCAAAAUGAUCAUCUAGAUGGCUUAUUCUAUGAGUGCAAGAAGGGCCUUCUGGAGGAGUCAGAGAUCGAAAAUUCAAUUUCUGAACUUUUAGAUGUCAAGAUACCUGCAGUACAAAUUGAUGAGGUUCCACCUUCAAAAGAUCUUAGCCAAGCAGAUGGAUCGAUGCAGAAGAGCAUUAGUUCGGGGUGUUUAAAUUCAGUGGAAUGGGUUCCCAGAAGCACUAUGAGACCAGAGUUCUUUGAUUUCCAAGAAUUAGAUUUUGAAGCUGCAUUUGGUUUGAAGAGAUCAUAUAGCGAGGGAGAUAUUCGGAAUCUUGGAACUAAAAACACAAGGAUUGGAAGUACAACCGCCGUAUGUUCUUCCUUUGAGCAGCUCCUAACCAUCAGUGACCUUAAGUCUGAACAACGGCAGCUAAAACUUUCCAGGUACCGGGAGAAGAAGAGCAAGAGAAACUUUGGCAAAAAGAUCAAGUAUGCUUGCAGGAAGGCUCUUGCAGACAGUCAGCCAAGAGUUCGUGGAAGGUUUGCAAAGACCGAAGAGUGUAAACAUGUCGAUGCAAGCAUCGAAGCAGACAAGCUGUAGAAGUUGGCAGCGGCUCACGCUGCACCCUCGUGUUGGAAGAGCUUUCUCUGCAAGAACAAAUGCCCCGAAAUAGUCAACCUCAUAAAGCCAAUAUCAAAUGAAUAGAUAUCUCUGCUUGACACUGGGAAAUCUUCGAUAACCACCCAUGGGGUGUAUGUAGUAAAAGGCUUUAUAGGGAGAAAUGAAGCUGUGUUGUAGUUCUGUACAGGUAAUUUGAAUAAAAGGAUGUUCAUAGUGAAGA
Molecule: messenger RNA, 1241 nt
Organism: Musa acuminata subsp. malaccensis (wild Malaysian banana)
Lineage: Eukaryota; Viridiplantae; Streptophyta; Magnoliopsida; Zingiberales; Musaceae
Biological process (GO): regulation of flower development
Cellular component (GO): nucleus
Molecular function (GO): protein binding; DNA-binding transcription factor activity
Source: RefSeq, a predicted model, not a curated record